UCUAUAUCCUAUUGGAUUCUAGAGAGAGAAGCUAUAGCAUCAGGCUCAAAUCAACACCAAGAUAACAUGGGGAGAGCUCCUUGCUGUGAUAAAGCAAACGUCAAGAAAGGGCCAUGGUCACCUGAAGAGGAUAACAAGCUCAAGUCAUAUAUAGAGCAGCAUGGCACCGGUGGCAACUGGAUCGCUCUACCACAAAAGAUCGGUCUUAAGAGAUGCGGCAAAAGUUGCCGGCUUAGAUGGUUAAACUAUCUACGCCCAAAUAUCAAGCAUGGAGGAUUUUCAGAAGAGGAAGAUGACAUAAUUUGCAGCCUCUAUAUCAGUAUCGGAAGCAGGUGGUCUAUUAUUGCAGCACAAUUACCAGGAAGAACGGAUAAUGACAUAAAGAACUACUGGAACACAAGGCUGAAGAAGAAGCUUCUUGGCAAGCAGAGAAAGGAACAACAGGCUGCUCGUAGAGGUAGCAGCAUAAAGCAGGAGAUGAUGAAGAGAUCAGGCGGUGGGAGUUCCAUGGUUCCUAACAGUAGUAAUAACCAAAACCCUCAAUGGGCGCCAGGGCUGCCGCCUGCACUGCUGGCGCCCAUACCAUACUCAAACCAAGAACCUCGUGUUAAUGACCAUGCAUCCAUCAGGAAAUUGCUCAUCAAACUUGGAGGAAGAUUUUCUCAGGAUGAUCUGCCAAUCCAGCUUCAUGGGACAAGUACUCAUCAUUUCGCAAAUUAUAAUACUUCCAGCACUGGUCAACAAAUAUAUCAGGCUGUUAAUAUCCCAACUUCUCCCACAGAUGCAUUCAACAGCACUGGCAGUGCUACUCAAUUUGCACAAGCCCAGUCCUACGUGGAUGAGGCAGAAUUAAACGUGCUGCAAGGAAAAAUUAACAGUUUUCCGGCAGAGCUUGAUCAUCAGGAAAUCGUAUACAACAAUCCACAAGGACUAGAUGGGCUCGAGUUCUUAUGUGGGGAAGGCAUGGUCGAUAAUAUUAGAAUUGGCACUAGUAUUUCUGGUACUGAAAGUAAUUUUUGGGGAGAGAUGAGCUCUCUGGUUUAUCCUCCUGUGGCUUCCAACUAUGGAGGUAUGCAACAAGGAACUGAUCUACAAGAAUGUGCUUUCGGAGAGCUAAGGUACCACCGAGCAAAUUAACUUGCUACAUGUACAAGCGGUAAAAAUUGAUCUAGCAACUGGAAAGUGGUGUUAAUGGACUCUAAGAUCAGAAAACCCUAAUAAACUCAAUGGUAAUGUGUUUGCUCUAUCCAUGGUACUGAACUAUAUAUAGUACUUUGUCUACUAUUUUGUGAGUGAUAAGCUAGCACUUUUCUUGGGUACUGUACAUAAUGGCUGGGGGGGUUUCAUCAGCUUCUGCUCCAUAUACAUUGGUAACAUUUAUGUGGGUAUAAAUUAUGAACUCUUGCUUCUAAAAUAAUGAAGAAAUGAU
Molecule: messenger RNA, 1429 nt
Organism: Juglans regia (Persian walnut)
Lineage: Eukaryota; Viridiplantae; Streptophyta; Magnoliopsida; Fagales; Juglandaceae
Product: transcription factor RAX3-like
Exons: 3
Coding region: 67-1137 (356 amino acids)
Source: RefSeq, a predicted model, not a curated record